AUGACUGAAGCAGCGGAGCCGCCCACUGAGCCACCGGAGAAACAAGCCGCAACAGUUGACAUAGUAAAUAUUGCUGAUCAUCAGAUGUACAUGCUUUCAACAAAACCGAUCCCUGAAGAUAUAUGGUGA
Gongylonema pulchrum is the source of this 129-nucleotide messenger RNA. The record is from the annotation of a GenBank genome assembly. NCBI's taxonomy places the organism in Eukaryota, Metazoa, Nematoda, Chromadorea, Rhabditida, Gongylonematidae.